GACUUGUCUAAUAUUACACCUUUUCCGUAUCUUGCAAUGUGUAUUAGUGCAUUAUUGUGGGUAACAUAUGGAGUAAUAAUCGAGGAUAUGAUUUUGGUCAUUACCAAUAUGGUUGGAUUUAUUGCAGCUUGCUAUUAUAAUUGGUUGUAUUAUAGAAUUACUGAUAAGAAGGAGGAAUUUAUUUCAAAAUGUUCAAUUGGUCUUGUAAUUUAUAUUUUAUCAUUGAGUUUCGUAUUGUUUAUUGCUCCUUCACAUAAGGUUGUGAGCUAUUUGGGUGCAAUCUCUGCCAUUGGAAGUGUUAUCAUGUUUGGAAGUCCUCUUGUUACUAUUAAACAAGUUCUGGAAAAGCAAAAUUCCGAAUCAAUUCAACUUCUCCUUGCUGCUGCCAGUGCUGGUUGCAGUUUCACUUGGCUUUUAUAUGGAUAUUUAAUUUCAAAUUCUGCCAUUUAUAUUCCUAAUGGAAUUGGAUUGUUUUUAGCAUGUAUUCAAUUGGCAUUGAAAUACAUG
Naegleria gruberi is the source of this 507-nucleotide messenger RNA. RefSeq lists its product as uncharacterized. The transcript has a single exon. The record is from RefSeq and is a predicted model, not a curated record. Gene Ontology annotation, molecular function: sugar transmembrane transporter activity. Lineage: Eukaryota; Heterolobosea; Eutetramitea; Acrasida; Naegleriidae. Gene Ontology annotation, cellular component: membrane. Gene Ontology annotation, biological process: carbohydrate transport. The annotation marks the transcript as partial.